This is a messenger RNA of Phaedon cochleariae (mustard beetle), 972 nucleotides long. The record is from the annotation of a GenBank genome assembly. NCBI's taxonomy places the organism in Eukaryota, Metazoa, Arthropoda, Insecta, Coleoptera, Chrysomelidae.
AUGGCAGAAAAUGCUGCUAACUUUACUUCCACUUUCCAAAACAGACCAAGUAUUUUUGAGGUGAUUGCUCAAAAAUCGUUGAAUGACACGGUGUACCCCGCUUUGCAGAAAGUUGCUUUGGUUUUAGCUACCAAUCUUCCACAGAAGUUUUCCUGGUUGAAUAACUAUUUUGAUGAGACUUUUCUGGUUCUGAACGGAUGUUUGCAGUACUAUUAUUUAUCUUAUCAUGAUGCUUCCUUUGCCGAAAAUUUUUAUGGAUUGAAAAGGGUAACUAAUGAUGGUACUUUAACAAAAAAGAAUAGGGAAAUCUCUCUGAUAUUUUUGAUAAUAAUACCAUAUUUGAAACGGAAAUUAGAGGAGAAGAUUGCACUCAUCAGGAUAGAAGAAGCUGAAUGUAAUUUAAGUAAUAGUUUAGAAGGUAGACUCAAGAAAUCAUUAUUGUAUUCAUAUUCCACACUCGAAUUGGUAUGGGGUCUAUUAUCAAUUCAGAACUACGUGAGAUAUAUGGCUAAAAGUACAGAAUACCCAACGCCUAUAUUCAAAUUAAUCAACAUGCAGCUAGCAUACAAUACUGAACUUUUAGAUGAACCCGGCUUCUGGACAGCAUUAUCAAAAGGAGAUUUGAGCUGGUCUCAGUUGAGUUUUGGAUUGAUCAGGAAUGCGGUGGCAACUUCCUUACAAGUAGGGGCAUUCUUCUUGCAAUUUUUACAAACUUGGAAUGCACAAAAGUCAAAUCACAACAUGACAGAUUUGCCGAAUAUUAAAUCCCCCCUGAUUGACACCAAGUCAGUGGCCUACCGAGAAAAGUGUCCACUGUGUUUGAAACCUUGGAUAAUACCAACAGUUUUACAAGUAUCAGGGUACAUUUUUUGUUUUCGUUGUAUUUUGAGGUUCUUAAAUGAAAAUCAGAGAUGCCCUGUAACAAAUCUACCUGCCAAGCCAUUGGAUAUUGUUAGGUUAUAUAUUGGUUGA